Messenger RNA from Zeugodacus cucurbitae (melon fly), 4973 nucleotides. RefSeq lists its product as uncharacterized. NCBI's taxonomy places the organism in Eukaryota, Metazoa, Arthropoda, Insecta, Diptera, Tephritidae. Bases 233 to 3997 code for a protein of 1254 amino acids. The transcript has 15 exons. The record is from RefSeq and is a predicted model, not a curated record.
UUUUGCUACUGACUAAAGGCGCAGUUCUUCCCUAGUUGUGCUCACACUCUUUUAUAAGCCUUCAAAGCAUCAACACAUGCAUUUCUAGGAAUUGAAAAAAGUUUUUUUUUUGAAAAUUAAAUUUAUUGCUAUUUAGCACGUAAUUGCAAUUUUGAUAAGUGCGAGACGGCAGAAGAAGUAGCAGCAGCAGUAGUGGCAGCAACAGUUCAGCAACCAAACAACAACUACUCCAAUGAAGGCGACAAUAAAGUAUUCACCGCCUAGCUUGAAUUCGUAUCAAAAUGUUCCUCAUGCAGAAUGCACAACAACAACAACAAAUAAAACAAAGAUAAAAACAAGAGAAACUACAUUAGGAUGUGUGGUGGAUGUGGCGGUAGACAGCGAACAGGAGGACGACAACAGCAACAACAGCAGCCACGACGAUCCUAUUGCAAUCGACAUGGGCAGAAGGCAACGGUGUAGGCACAAUUAUAGCCACAGUGACAGUGAAACGCGAGUUGUCACUAGGGGCGACAGCAUGAGUGCGAAUCUGAGAAGCAAUUGCUGUCAACGUGAACAUAAAAAUUAUCGCAAACAUGUGAUGUCCCAACUGGCAAGCCGCAAGAGGGACAACGUCGACGACGACGACUACGAUAACCACAUGAUGUUGACGAUGAUGAGGAGGCCAGCGUCUGUCACAAAUGUACGGGAACGUCGCCAGCCGCAAUAUACACGCGACUCAACGGUAAUUUUAGCGACGCAAGUCGAGCCAACAAGACGAUUGAAGAGGACGUUGUGUGACGAUUUCGCAACAGCACCCGAGACACAAUUAGCAAAUGAGUCAGCAAUUAGUGGUACUAUGGCAUCAGCAUUUGAGUUGAGCACAUUGAGUGCAGCAUUAAAUGCAGGUGAAAGCUCAGCGCUUAACUGCGAUGAUUUGCUCGAUAUUAAGUCAAGCUCAGAGGAAAGACUAACACCCACACUGGCGAUAAUGUCAGCAACAGCAACAGCAACAACGGCGGUCACACACACGGCAUCAUCAACAUCUAGCUGUACUGUAGCGGCACCAACACCACCCCCUUGCCUAGCGGAUAAUUUUAGUUUAAGUAACAAAAGACAAUUAGUUAUGCCAAUUGAGGAAGAGAAUAGAUUAGGUAAUGCAUUGAUUGGUGCGCAGCUAUUCAAUCCAAUGCCGCGGGCACGACGCUCAAGCACUGAUUGGUAUGAUCUCGCAACGCUGGAAGCGCACACAGAAUGGCAGCAGAGCAUAUUUUCGCAACCCACUUCAACAGCGCUGACAGUGGGCAUAGAGAGGGCGUUCGCUUUUUUCGCCGCCGUAAUCAAUGCUAGAAGAAAUCAGUUGAUGGCAGAGGCGGCCUACGCAAAUGCUGUGCUACGUAGUCUUACUGACGCGCUAUCCACAGGAAAUUCGCAAACAACGACAACAUUAGAAUGCAGGUGCUUUAAGGAAAAAAGUGAUAUUUGUAAGGUUGCCGAUCAGAAGGCGGAGACGGAGGCGGAGGCGGAGGCUGCUACUGUAGUUGAAAGAGAAAUGUGCAACUCAGCAGGCUGUAAUGAUAGACAAGUCGCAAGCCAAGCACAUCAGCAUUCAACACAACGAUUCAAUUUCUUUUCUGCGUUAACCCCGCUGUUUCGAAGAAAUAUUUGUUCUUACGCUUUAACAGCUGUGCCGCCUUGGACGCCUAAUCUUAUGGUUUUAUCACUGCUUAUGCUGACACUGGCUGCGCCGGCCAGAUGCUGGACAGGACGAUCAGAUGUUCCAACAAACUGCACUUUUCCCGCACGCUGGGAGGGUUCAUGGUUCCUAUCUGGCUAUCAACAGUCUAUACACAUAAAGGGUUCACAAUUCAGUUAUCGUGGUAAAUGUGCGGCUUCGGAUGGUAACAAAUAUUUGAUUGUUGACGAGAAAGGAUGUCAUCGGUGCCUGGUUAUCUAUGAAAAACAUAAAAAUGUUCUUCAAUAUAAAGAAAGUGAGUGCGAAGGUGAUAGUAUGUAUAUGCAUCAAACGAAUCCAUCUGCCAUGGCGAUGCGUAGCGUUUUAAAACAAAGCGAACAUAGGGGGGGAGCUCAUCCCAAUUUGAACAACAACAACAACAACGGGCAUUCAAGACUAUCCUCAUCGGAUCAGUAUAUAAUGAGAUCCUAUGAUGAUAUGAAUGAUUGUCCCCCAGAUUUUUGCAAGGGCCGUGAAACGUUACAGAAUCUCUGCGAUCAAAUACCGGGUGAUGCUUUGCUGUAUUCGCUAUUUCGCGAGAGCGCCGAACCGGUCAAAUGUCCGUUGAAGGGACCCUUUGUAUUCACCUAUAAUCGCGGACACGGCGAAUGUAAGAGCCCCGUUUCGAAUAUCGAAAGCUGCACCGAAGACAGUCGUCUGCUGCUCAGCUUCCAAGCUUGUCCUGACGUGCAAGGCACCGAGAGCACAGUUGAAGAACUAACUUGCUUGGCCACUUGGAAGGAUGGCAACUCACGUUAUCUUGUCGGUUUGGUUUCACAUCAUCAUGCAAUUUCAAAUGAAGAACGUUAUCGCUGCUUCGUCUAUGAGAAAAUCUCAUCGUUACUAGGUGGUCUCAGCACUGUCAGUGCAAAAGAUGCCGAAUACAAAUUAGCACAAUCUGGCGAUGCAACCUGCAAUGGUUUGGAUAGCGCAGAGGUUGGUUCACGCAUAAUGUCGCUGAGAAAACCACCAAUAACUGAACGCUGUGACUUCCCGGCUUGGUUUAAGGGACCGCGACACUGGCAUGUUCUAAUGGGCAACGCUGUCUACAAUUAUCAUCCCAAUGAUGGCUCUGUACAUAUUAUUAAGCCGAAUGGUUUCAUGGAGACACGAGCACUUUGCGAACAGAUAAACAAGCAAACCGCUACUGAAAUGAUGGCAGUGGUGCACUAUACAACUGGAUGUCAAUCGGGCUUUAUGUGCAUGAUGUUCUAUCGUCGCGACACGCAUGUCAUUGAAAUACAGACGGGUAAACAGGCUUCACGUCUGGAGGAUGCAUGUGCGCCCGAUCAUUUCGAUGUAAAUCGAAUGCCAUAUAUCACGUUGUUAGCCAGCAACCCAGAUCCGCAAAUCUGUCCGAUGGAGGGCUUGUACAAUUUGCGUGGCGCUAUUGGCCCACCUUACUUGACAACGCGACAUAAACGUAAUCACAACAACAAAUUGCAUUUAACUCAUGGUCACCAUCACAGCCAAAGCGAUUUGGUUGUUGCAGCGGGAACAGCGGUUGGAAGUGAUGGCGGCGGUUAUGCGAACAAGAGACAAGCCACACUCACUUUCCGCGAUGCUGAUAAAAUGGACAAAGGUACGUGGCACGCGAAUUCACGUAGUCUACAAACUGGACGAAACCGGCGUGCCACGGCACUCAACAAUAGUGUUGCCGUUAACACUACAGCCACUUUGGAGCACAUGAAUAUACUGGAGAACAAAUUGCAACGAUCACUAAAUGGCUCGUCGAAAAGUGACGAUCACUCACUGGUUAUAGAUACAGCAGCGCCAAGGAAAGCAGUGGAUUUCGUGCAUACAACAAAUGCAGUAGAUUUGGAGCGACAACGUAAUCGUCGCGACGCACCGGGUUGUGUAACAAAUUACAAAGCGCAACGACGCCUUUGGGUGGGGUGCACCGAACCAGAUAUUAUUGAUGUGCGACCCAUGUGCAAUGAAGAUGGCGACGAAGAAUACUCUUGUCAUGGCUCAUGGUCUGAGAAUAGCACUGUGUAUAUUAUCGCCAGACAUAAAGGCACCAAACAUGGCGUUUGUCUGAGUUAUCGCCCAACCGAGGGCACAGCAGCCAAACUGGUUAUCGGCGAUGCUUGCUAUCGUGGCACACAGAAGCCACCCGAUCAUCACUUGGUGGCCAAUCUAACGCUAUUUGGAAAAUGUGGUGAAACUGGUUCGGCUGCGAUGCAGAUACGACCAAAUGCCGAGCUAAUCAAAUUGGCUGCUGCGUUAUAUAUGUUGUUGUCGGCGUUCAAUAUAAUGAAGAAUAUGAAAAAUGGAAGAUGAUGAAUUGGCAUUUGCAAUUGAAGAUCAACGAAGGACAAUGAAAUGCCUGCGAAAAAAAAACACUAAAGGUGGCGCUCUUCCGUUUAAGCUGCAUAAAGCACAACAAGCUUAAUUGACAAAUAUUAAAUGAAAAUUUUAGAUACACAGACACACACACACACACAAACAAACAAACAAGUAGUUAAAUACAGUAUGUCAGCAGUAUGGCGUUCGGUUCUAAAGUGCAUUUGCAUAUAGAUUUAGAUAUUUAUAUAUGUAUGUGUGCCUAUGUACGUUUAAUGGCUGUUUGAAGCGAUUGCUACAAAUUUUCGGCGCCAUCUGCAUACAUACAUAUGUAUAUAUCUAUUAUAAGUCUAUUUAUGUUUAUGCAUGCAAGUCAGCUAAUAUUUGAAAGAACCCGAACCCGAUUAAACGUAUGUAAAGACUCGCUUGUCUAUCUGCGACUUGAAAACGUGAUAAGAGCGACAACCUCCAAAUAUUGUACGGUUGGUACUGAGUGUGUUGGACUAAUGUAUACCUUUUUGAAUAAGACUUAGCAUUCGUAGUAGUAACGCCUACACUUAUUAUGAACGAACGAACGAAACGCUUGUUAUCGCACACACAUACACAGACAAACACAAGCAUAGAUGAGAAAGCAAAAAAAAGUGAGAAUAUGUUGUUGUAAAUACAUACAUACAUAUGCUGGUUUGUACGGAUAUGAAUGUCAUUUAAUAAUAUAUGAAAUGAAGAAAAACAAAAACAAAAACAAAAACAAAUAUAUUAUAAAUAUAAAAAACGAUUUUGUAAAUAAUAUAAUGGAGCAUAUUUUCAAUUAUUGUAGUUAUCAAUAAGACAUAGUAAUUUUAAGUGAAAAAACUGAACUAAGCAUAGUUUUAGAUAAAUACAUAAAUGGUUUGCAAUAGAGCCUUAGUUACGCAUAAAUGUUGGCAAGUGAAAGUAAGUUGGCGAAAGGCAUUGAAUAUGAGAUACAUAUAUA